Molecule: messenger RNA, 981 nt
Organism: Ostertagia ostertagi
Lineage: Eukaryota; Metazoa; Nematoda; Chromadorea; Rhabditida; Trichostrongylidae
Source: the annotation of a GenBank genome assembly
AUGCGCAUGAUGGAUAUGAUAUACUGGAAUCCCAAAAAGGAGAAAGCUAUGACCCGACGCCACGUGGAGACAGAGUCCGUGAAGUCUGCAGUCUGUGAGGAAAAACAGUCUUCCAUUGAAAAACUUAACAACAGCGGCAGUAAAUCGGCAGCCCCACAGGUAAUAAUUGGACCAGACGGCCGACUUGUGAUCGACGAGAAAAGUUUAGUUAUUGCUGAAACCGUUACCGAUGAUUCCGUUUGGGAAACCAUAGACGAGGACCGAGUAUCUCGAAAAGUUACUUCACUCUCGUUCCGGAAUCGCCUAUGGCGCAAAGGUACAACCUGGACGGAAAAGGAAACUGAGUUAUUCUACGGUAUUCUUUCUACUGUGUUGGGGCUACUUAUGGAACGAUAUUCAGAAAUUCUUCGGUGUACGGGCCCGGACUUUGGAUUGAUGCACGAAUUUUUUCCAACGCGAGCUCGCAAUGAGCUCAAGACCAAGUUCAAUCGAGAAGAGAGGAAUAAUUGGGAAAAACUGAAAGAGGUUAUGGGUAAACCAGCUUUGCUAGACGACGAUCUUUACGAGAGGGCUGCCACCCUGCAAAAGGAAAUAGAAGAAGAAGCACUCAAUAAGAAAUUCAAGAAAGUCAAGGAUUUAGAAAGGGAGAAGGCGAAGUUAGAAAAGGCGAUGAAGGAAACGCCGUUUAUGGAAGAGCCUUUUAUGGAAGAUCUUAUGGAAAAGCCAAUCAAGGAAAAGAAGAAGAGAAAGAAGCCUGAGGAACGAGAGUGGGAUGAAAAUACAGCAGAUUUAGUUGAAGAGGCUGCCACACUCAUUCGUGAACUAGAAAGAGAGUCCGCUGAACGCGAUGAUGAUGAGGAGGACGAUGCUGAACCAGGUUGCUCAGAAGAACCAGUCGUGGAAGUUAGACGGUCGGAAAGGACUAAGAAGGUAGGUGUUCUGAUUUCGUUUUCUCGUAGCGUUUUCCUCCAGCUAUUGCCC